GAGGAGGAGGAGGAGGAAGAAGAGGACCUGAGCGAGCUGCCACCGCUGGAGGAUGUGGGCAGGCCGCCGGCCCCGCCGCGGGAGGACACCCAGGCUCCGGAGCAGGGCGGGGGGGAAGCGGCUGAGGACCCCCAGGAGUGGCUUGAUGUUUUGGGGAGUGGCUUGCUCAAGAAGAAGACGCUGGUGCCGGGCCAGGGGGUGGACACGCGUCCCCACAAGGGUCAGGACGUGACCAUCCGCCUGAAGGCCACGCUGGAGGAUGGCAGUGUGGUGGAGGAGAACCCUGCCCUCACCUUCACGCUGGGGGACUGCGAUGUCUUGCAGGCUCUGGACUUGUGUGUGCAGCUCCUGGAAAUGGGGGAGACAGCUUUGAUCAUGUCAGAUGCAAAGUACUGCUAUGGUGCUCAGGGCAGGAGCCCCGAUGUCCCACCCAACGCAGCCCUCACGCUGGAGGUGGAGCUGCUGGCGGCUCGGGACGCGCCGGACUUGGAGCUGCUCAGCGGGAAGGAGAAGAUAGAGCUGGCCAACCGCAAGCGGGAGCGUGGCAACUUCUUCUACCAGCAGGCAGAUUACGUGCUGGCCAUCAAUUCCUAUGACAUUGCCCUCAAGAUCAUCGGCUCCAGCUCAAAAGUUGACUUCAGUCCGGAUGAGGAGACUGAACUGCUGGAUGUGAAGGUGAAAUGUCUCAACAACCUGGCAGCCUCUCAGCUUAAAUUGGACCAUUACGAGGCAGCCCUGAAGUCCUGUAACCUCGUCCUGGAGCACCAGCCAGGGAACAUCAAGGCUCUCUUCCGAAAGGGCAAGGUCCUGGCUCAGCAGGGCGAAUACAGAGAGGCCAUCCCCAUCUUAAAGGCAGCGUUGAAGCUGGAGCCUUCAAACAAGACCAUCCACGCUGAGCUCUCCAAGCUGGUGAAGAAGCACGCGGACCAGAAGAACGUGGAGACGGAGAUGUACAGGAAGAUGCUCGGGAAUCCCAGCGCCGCCGGCACGCCGGGGAAAUGCAAAGACAAACUGCCCUGGUCCAUCCCAUGGAAGUGGCUCUUCGGGGCAACAGCCAUCGCGCUCGGCGGUGUGGCCUUGUCCGUGGUCAUCGCGGCAAGGAACUAAGAAUGGUGACGGGGCGGCCCCGUGGCACAGGACCUGCACCGGAACGUGCCUCUCUCCUGCCAAGGGGCUUCCCUGGGGCUCGCUGACCCCUCCCCACGGACUCGCAGUUGCAGAAACACAGAUGCUUUCUCCGCUGGAGGUGCCGGAUCCCCCUCCCGCUGUCCCCCCAUAUCCCUCCCGGCGCAGAUGUGGUUGCAGCUGCAGGGAUGGAGCCACAGGCAGAGCAGAGACCCCCGAGCACCCUCCCAGCAAUCAGAGGGGCUCAGCCCCCAGCCCCAAGCGUGUCGGGGGGAAGCGGGAGCUCCUGCACACUGGUACACCGUCGCUGUCCCCAGCCUGGUGACCCCCAGCAGGCAUCCUGGUCCUGCCAACACGGUGGGAUGGGCAGGGGGAGGCCCCUGGAAGGAAGGAAGCUGCGUGGGUAGGAAUGGGCAUGGCGGUUUCUACGGCUGGACCCGGCUCUGGGAAGGGAAGCAGUGCAGAUGUACCACAGGGCACAUCCAGCGAGAUUCUCCCGUGUCUUGGGGGGACUGCUGGCGCCUCAGCCCUCCCGCAGGCACCCGCUCCCCUCCUCGGCGCUUCCUGGGAGCGUGCAAUGUCCAAAGAAAGCCAAAGAAACCCGCGGUGGGAGGGUUGUGCUGGAGGCCUCCUCUCCAGGCUGUCUCUUGUAGGUCCAAGCUCUUGGGGUCCCCCUUUGCCCUGCAGCUCUCUCCAGCCCAGGGCCAUCCGUUGCCCCAGUCCCAGCUCUGAUCAUGGCAGGGGGGGUUGUAGCAGUGUCCUCCCGCCCCAAACCGACUGUGAACUUCCCAAAUAAAGGACAAUUCCUUCA
Molecule: messenger RNA, 1936 nt
Organism: Athene cunicularia (burrowing owl)
Lineage: Eukaryota; Metazoa; Chordata; Aves; Strigiformes; Strigidae
Gene: FKBP8
Product: FK506 binding protein 8
Exons: 8
Molecular function (GO): protein binding; peptidyl-prolyl cis-trans isomerase activity
Source: RefSeq, a predicted model, not a curated record